Sinocyclocheilus grahami is the source of this 3603-nucleotide messenger RNA. Its product is annotated as cytoskeleton-associated protein 5-like. The transcript is spliced from 28 exons. Gene Ontology annotation, biological process: establishment or maintenance of microtubule cytoskeleton polarity; spindle organization; microtubule polymerization. Gene Ontology annotation, molecular function: microtubule plus-end binding; microtubule plus end polymerase activity. Lineage: Eukaryota; Metazoa; Chordata; Actinopteri; Cypriniformes; Cyprinidae. Bases 133 to 3603 code for a protein of 1156 amino acids. The record is from RefSeq and is a predicted model, not a curated record.
CCUGUCUCCCCGCCCUCGGAGGCGUUUCAAAGCCUGGAGAGUAAUGACCAAAUAUCGGUCCCAGCUGAUGAAGCUCGCCCUGUCUUCCCUCUCAGAAAGCAGCUGAAUAGAUAAGACAGACAGAAAAUAGCCAUGGGGGACGACAGUGAAUGGAUGAAGUUACCGAUGGACCAGAAAUGUGAACACAAGAUUUGGAAAGCGAGAUUAAAUGGAUACGAGGAAGCGUUGAAGCUCUUCCAGAGGAUAAAAGACGAGAAGAGCCCAGAAUGGGGCAAAUACCUUGGACUUAUCAAGAAAUUUGUAACGGAUUCAAAUGCCGUAGCUCAACUCAAAGGGCUGGAGGCAGCACUUGCUUUUAUCGAGAAUGCACAUGUGGCUGGCAAGACAACAGGGGAAGUGGUUUCUGGAGUGGUUGGCAAAGUCUUCAACCAGCCCAAAGCACGAGCCAAGGAGCUGGGGACUGAUAUCUGCCUCAUGUACAUAGAGAUUGAGAAGGCAGAGGUGGUCCAGGAUGAGCUGAUCAAAGGACUGGAUAACAAGAACCCCAAGAUUGUUGUCACUUGCAUUGAGACGCUAAGGAAAGCACUUUGUGAAUUUGGAUCGAAGAUCGUUACUCUCAAGUCUGUUGUGAAAGUGUUGCCAAAACAGUUUGAGUCUCGAGAAAAGGCAGUUCGAGACGAGGCCAGACUGCUGGCGGUGGAGAUCUAUAGAUGGAUCCGCGAUGCUCUGCGAACUCCCCUCCAGAAUAUCAACUCUGUACAGUUGAAAGAGUUGGAGGAAGAAUGGGUGAAACUGCCAACUGCAGCUCCUAAGCAGACCAGGUUCUUGCGCUCUCAGCAGGACCUCAAGACCAAGUUUGAGCAACAGCAGGCUGAUGGAGGAGAUGAGGCUGAUGGAGAUGACGAUGAUGAGGCUGAAGCUGCUCAGGUGGAUCCUUACGAGCUUUUGGAAGCUGUCGAGAUCCUUUCUAAACUUCCUAAAGACUUCUAUGAAAAAAUUGAAGCGAAAAAAUGGCAGGAGAGGAAGGAAGCAUUGGAGGCAGUGGAGGCUUUGAUUAAGAACCCAAAACUAGAGAGCGGAGACUAUGGGGACCUGGUUCGAGCUUUAAAAAAGGUUAUUGGGAAAGAUGCCAAUGUGAUGCUAGUGGCCAUGGCAGCCAAAUGCUUGGCUGGACUGGCAGCAGGACUGAGGAAAAAGUUUGGGACAUAUGCAGGUCUUGUGGUGCCAACCAUCUUGGAGAAGUUCAAGGAGAAGAAACCUCAGGUGGUUCUGGCUUUGCAGGAGGCCAUUGAUGCGGUCUUCCGUACUACAACCUUGCAAAACAUCAGUGAGGAUGUUCUGUCAGUGAUGGACAACAAGAACCCCUCCAUCAAGCAACAGGCUUCACUGUUCCUCGCCAGAAGCUUCCGUCACUGUACCCCGAGCACGUUGCCAAAAAGCGUUCUGAAGCCCUUCUGUGCAGCGUUCCUCAAGCAAGUGAAUGAUUCUGCUCCGGAGGUCAGAGAUGCUGCUUUUGAGGCUUUGGGGAUGGCCAUGAAGGUGGUAGGGGAGAAAGCAGUCAACCCAUUCCUGACUGAUGUUGACAAACUCAAGUUGGACAAGAUAAAAGAAUGUGCUGAUAAAGUGGAGCUUGUUGGAACGAAAGGAGGAGGCGGUGGAGGAGAGAAGAAAGCGAAACCUGCUGCAAAAGCACCUCCACCUGUUGAAGCUCCUGCCAAACCAUCCGGGCCUCCUAAGAAAGCUCCUCUUGCAAAGGCUGCAGGACCUCCCAAGAAGGGCAAACCAGCCUCAGCUCCGAGUGCAAAGUCCAAGAAAGCUCCAGACACAAAGGAAAUUGUCGAGACUGAGUUGUCUCCGGAAGUGUGUGAGGAGAAGGCUGCCGCUGUGCUCCCAGCCUCCUGUAUGCAGCUGCUGGACAGCUCUAACUGGAAGGAGAGACUUGCUAGCAUGGAAGAGUUUCAGAAGGCUGUGGAGCAGAUGGACACAUCUGAAAUGCCAUGCCAGGCUUUAGUCAAGAUGCUGGCUAAGAAACCUGGAUGGAAAGAGACCAACUUUCAGGUAAUGCAAAUGAAGCUCCACAUUGUGGGUUUAAUCGCACAAAAGGGAUCGUUCUCAAAGACGUCCGCAUUGGUGGUUUUGGAUGGUCUGGUUGAUAAGAUUGGAGACGUGAAGUGUGGAAGUAAUGCUAAAGAGGCUCUCACUGUGAUCGGGGUGGCCUGUUCUUUGCCGUGGACUGCUGAACAGGUUGUCUCGAUGGCUUUCGCUCAGAAAAAUCCUAAAAACCAAGCAGAGACUUUGAACUGGUUGGCGAAUGCCAUGAAGGAGUUUGGAUUUGCAGGAAUAAAUGUCAAGGCAUUCAUCAACAAUGUCAAAACUGCUCUGGGUGCCACAAAUCCUGCUGUGAGGACCUCAGCGAUCGCUCUGUUGGGAGUUAUGUAUCUGUACAUGGGCGCUCCCCUGCGCAUGUUCUUUGAAGACGAAAAACCAGCCCUACUUUCACAAAUUGAUGCAGAGUUUGAAAAGAUGCAGGGUCAGUCUCCUCCUGCCCCCAUACGUGGCUCCAAAAAAGCAGGAGCGGAUGAGGAGGGAGAUGCAGCUGAAGAAGAGGAGGUGGACAGCGGAGCCGGAGACAGCAUGGACCUGCUGCCCAGAACUGAUAUCAGUGAUAAAAUCACAUUGGACAUGGUGUCAAAGAUCAGCGACAAGAACUGGAAGAUCAGGAAGGAGGGGCUUGAUGAGGUGGCAGCCGUCAUUUCUGAGGCCAAAUUCAUCCAGGCUAACAUCGGCGAGCUGCCAAUGGCAUUGAAGGGCCGUCUCAGUGAUUCCAACAAACUACUGGUCCAGCAGGCUCUCAAUAUUCUGCAGCAGAUAGCUACUGCCAUGGGCCCGUCUCUCAAGCAGCAUGUCAAGAACAUGGGAAUUCCAGUCAUUACGUUUCUUGGUGACAGCAAGGCUAACGUCCGUGCUGCAGCCUUGUCAACACUGAACGCAUGGGUGGAGCAGACUGGAAUGAAGGAGUGGCUUGAAGGAGAGGACCUAUCAGAGGAACUCAAAAAGGAAAACCCCUUCCUCAGACAGGAGCUGCUGGGCUGGCUUGCUGAGAAGCUGCCCACCCUGCGUACAGUGCCUACAGACCUCAUGCUGUGCGUGCCUCACCUGUACACCUGCCUGGAGGACCGCAGCGGAGACGUGCGCAAAAAAGCUCAGGAUGCACUUCCCUCUUUCAUGAUGCACCUGGGCUAUGAGAAGAUGAUCAAGGCUGCUGGCAAACUGAAGCCGGCGUCAAAGGACCAGGUGGUUGGCAUGCUGGAGAAGGCCAGGGCCGUGAUGCCAGCCAAGCCUGCAGUUCCUGUCAAAGCUGCAGCUUCCAAACCCGCCUCCAGUGCCCCUGCUGCCAAACCAGCCUCAGCUCCAGCCAGGAACCAAAGUCCCAGUGAAGAUUUUAGUGAACCAGAACCCAAACCAGACACUAAGAAAGCUAAACCAGCAGGUCCUGCGGCUAAAAAGAGAGAGAGCAUGGAGCUCAAGGUGAAGGGAGAGAAAGAUAAUGCUAAACAAAACAGGCUCUCGAGAGGGACGCCUAACAGCGAGAUGGUGUAUUAG